ACAAACGGCGUUCUGUAGCCUCUGUUGACUGCUUUGACGUCAUCGCUGUUAUCUAUAAUUCAUGUGAUUUUUAUACGGAGUAGCAUUUUUUGUACACACAUCCUCCGUAUGUAUUAUUGCCUGGUAUAAGCGCGUUGAACAGUCAAGCAGCAUGGCAGAACCGUUCCUUUAAAACCAAAGACUUCUUUUUUAUUUUAUUCUCCUAAUUUCAAUUCAAAAACAGGGAGAGCUUCUUAGAAGAUUAUGACACAGUUGUGGAGAUCAAUAGGCCUGAUCAACAUUCUCGGCAGUUUUGGCUGGUCAGCAUAAGGUUUAUGUUUAUUUAUACGUUUCAAUAGAGUUUUUAGAAAGUUGGGAGUGGUUUUCUUUGGGUGUUACAGUUCUUGUACGAGACAUAGGUUGAAACUUGGGAUUUCUGAAAGUUUCUGAUUUGAAGAGUAUUGGGUUAUUGUUUUCUUCAUAUUUGUUUGCAGUAUUCUUGAUUGGAUAGUUAUUUGUGAUUUGUGGUAGUUUGUUUCAAUGGGGUUGUGGAAAGAUGAUUUUUGGUAGGCAUAUUUUUGUGGGUUUGUAUUGAUUUCAGUAGAGGAAGGUUCUUGGUGGGUUCUUUGUUGGUUUCUAAUGGGUUGUGUCUUUGGGAAAGCUUCCCCAGCUGCCAAAGAAAGGGUAAAGGGUGAAAAGAAGAGAGAAAGGGUAAAGGGUGAAAAGAAGAGAGAAUGGAUCAAAGGGUCCCCAGAGUCACGAGUAACACUAGCUAUUUCUUCAAAGAGGAAGGAGAGUUUCAGGAGAAAAGAGAAGGAAAAGGGAGAAGCAAGAAAAGGAUCAGUUGAUAAGAAGGGUACUGGAUCACGAAAAGUCAGGGAUGAUAAUUUUGAGCAGAUAAAAGAGAAAUCUGAAGUUAUUAUCAGUGGUAGUCCAGGAUAUGGUAAAGUUCCCAAUGCUGUGGAGGGGGAAUUAGUUGCUGCUGGUUGGCCUUCUUGGCUUUCUAUGGUUGCUAGUGAAGCUAUUAUUGGAUGGCUUCCCCGCAAAGCUGAUACUUUUGAGAAACUGGAUAAGAUUGGGCAAGGAACAUAUAGCAGUGUCUACAAGGCUCGUGACCUGGUGCAUAAUAAAGUUGUUGCACUAAAAAGGGUUAGGUUUGAUAAUAUGGACCCUGAAAGUGUCAAGUUUAUGGCAAGGGAGAUCCAGAUUUUACGAAGGCUUGAUCACCCAAAUGUAAUAAAAUUGGAAGGCAUGGUUACCUCUAGAACAUCUUGCAGCUUGUAUCUUGUUUUUGAGUACAUGGAACAUGAUCUCACAGGAUUGACAUCACUUCCCGGCGUUAAGUUCACUGAACCACAGGUCAAAUGUUACAUGCAGCAACUUCUUAGAGGACUUGAUCAUUGCCACACUCGAGGUGUUCUACAUAGGGAUAUAAAGGGCUCAAAUCUUCUAAUUGACGAUGAAGGCACCUUGAAAAUUGCAGAUUUUGGUUUAGCAACUUUUUUUGAUCAUCAGCAAAGCGCUACAUUAACAAGCCGUGUAGUGACUCUUUGGUAUCGGCCACCAGAACUUUUACUUGGAGCAACUCACUAUGGAGUUGCGGUAGACAUGUGGAGUGCUGGUUGCAUACUUGGAGAAUUAUAUACUGGCAAGCCCAUCAUGGCCGGUAGAACCGAGGUGGAGCAAUUGCAUAAAAUUUUUAAGAUUUGUGGUUCACCAUCUGAAGAUUAUUGGAGGAAAGAAAAAUUACCUCAUUCAACAGUAUUCAAACCUUUACAGCCUUAUAGGCGGCGUAUCACAGAGGCAUUUAAGGAUCUUCCCCCUACUGCUGUGGGACUAAUGGAAACGUUACUUUCUAUAGAUCCUGCACAAAGAGGAACUGCAGCAAGCGCUUUAGAGAGUGAUCUUUUCACAACAAAGCCAUUCGCCUGUGAUGCUUCAAGUUUGCCAAAAUACCCUCCCAGCAAGGAAAUUGAUGCAAAAUUGCGUGAAGAAGAAGCUAGAAGGCAAGCAGCCCUCGAAGCUAAGAAGGGUCAGAUGAGUGAUAAGCGCUCAAGAGGAGGGUCGAAAGAGAUUAGAGGAGUUUUGGCAUCUAAUGUCAAUGCCAUGCUGACUAGGCCGAUGAAGCAGAUGAGGCAGCACAAGUCUAACAGCAAGAGCAUAAGCGAGCAAUUCAACCCACACAAGGAAUCUGCAUCUGGUUUUCCUAUUGAUGCGCCUAGACCACCACAAGCUGUAAGAGAAACUUGCAAGGAUCAUCCCGAACCUCUUUCAGAGAGGUAUUCUCAUUCCGGACCUCUAGCACCAGCGAUGCAGUGGGCAAAUUCUGGGAAGAAAUAUGACGAUAUUUCCAUUGGAUCGAUUAGAGCCAAUUUAUCCAAAUUAACUGGUUUAGUAGCAUCAAGGUCAGCUUUGCCUGGGGACUCGCAAGAUAGACUUGGUGUUUCACGUAUGGACUCAGCAAAUGAAAUUGAGGUGCCCGUGGCAUUACUUGAAGCAGCCGUGAGGAACCAGGAUCAAAAGCAUUACGUGCAGAACUUUGCUGGUUCACGCCACAUUGAAAGCAGAAAGCCCAGUGCCAAGGAACCUGCUCCGCACGAAUGUGGAGUUAAGGGAAACAAGGCCCAUUUUUCUGGUCCACUACUUGUUUCAUCCAACAGAGUCGAACAAUUGCUGAGAGAACAUGAUCGUCGCAUCCAGGAAGCUGCUCGACGAUCAAGGAUUGAGAAGGCGAGACUUGACAGAGCCCACGCGCAAGGAAUGCAAACAGCGGCUAAUUCUAUAUACAUCUCCAGUCUGGGGAGAAGGUAGAUUAACAUCAGUUCUUCGCAGAGAUUUGUUGUGUAAAAAAUUUAGAGUAGAUAGUGAGUGAGAUGUACAGUUGUUUAGGAAGGGAUGAAUAUAUAGCCAGUCACUGCAUAUCAGCAUUCUUUAGAAAAUCAUUUUCCUUUUUGUCAUCUUUAUGAAUAUAUGUGAAUUGGCAUUGUGUUGUUUUGCCCAAAAAUCUGCAGUGUUGAGCCCUCUGAAAUGGAGUUGAAGUCAGUUUGUGAGCUUGUGGCCAUCUUGAUUCUUGAAUACUGGCAUAACAGUGACAGCAUUUUCCCAGUGUGCUUUAAUUUAUACAAACUAAUAAGUCA
Ipomoea triloba (trilobed morning glory) is the source of this 3116-nucleotide messenger RNA. Its product is annotated as probable serine/threonine-protein kinase At1g54610. NCBI's taxonomy places the organism in Eukaryota, Viridiplantae, Streptophyta, Magnoliopsida, Solanales, Convolvulaceae. Gene Ontology annotation, molecular function: ATP binding; cyclin-dependent protein serine/threonine kinase activity; RNA polymerase II CTD heptapeptide repeat kinase activity. Gene Ontology annotation, cellular component: cyclin-dependent protein kinase holoenzyme complex; nucleus. The transcript has 8 exons. Gene Ontology annotation, biological process: protein phosphorylation; positive regulation of transcription elongation by RNA polymerase II. The record is from RefSeq and is a predicted model, not a curated record. The coding region runs from base 619 to 2790 and encodes 723 amino acids.